Annulohypoxylon truncatum is the source of this 2522-nucleotide messenger RNA. RefSeq lists its product as uncharacterized. The transcript is spliced from 2 exons. The coding region runs from base 360 to 2312 and encodes 650 amino acids. Gene Ontology annotation, biological process: nucleotide-excision repair; transcription by RNA polymerase II; transcription by RNA polymerase I. Lineage: Eukaryota; Fungi; Ascomycota; Sordariomycetes; Xylariales; Hypoxylaceae. The record is from RefSeq and is a predicted model, not a curated record. Gene Ontology annotation, cellular component: transcription factor TFIIH holo complex; transcription factor TFIIH core complex.
GCUGCAGUGAAUCAUAUCAAAACAUUCUACAUAUUCAAUAAAAUCUUUUUAACAGAGCCGACCGAUAAUUUCUAUUUGCAAACCAGCACAGGCACUUCUUGCAUGUGGUCACACGGGUGAUUUGUUGAGCGUUUUCCACCCACGCUUGGGUGUUCUCUUUGUAUUCCUCUCCAUUCCAGGUCCGUUAAACGAACAUAGGUCAAGACGAUAUAUACACAACGACAUUGCUGUACUAAAUCCUCAAGAAGAACCACGUGCAGCCUCUAAGGAGGCUGCUGCACUCAAGGCCUGGAGCUCUCAUUUCCGCUUACAGGACGUUAACCUUCACUUCAUCUCACUACAUUAUCCCACAGCAUAAGAUGGCUAUUCCUACGGGCGCUGCUGCCUAUAAAAAAAAGGAUGGCAUCCUCACACUCACUCCUGAUCAGAAGAAUGUCAUAUGGACUCCCAACACCGCACUAGGUGGUCCACCGUCGGUGUCGUUAUCCAUAUCAAAUAUCACCAAUCUUCAGCAAACCCCCGAUAGUGCCGCUAAGGUUAUGCUAAAGAUUUUUGAUAAACCCCCUGGAAGUGCGGAUCCAACAGCUUACUUAUUCCAUUUCAAUUCUCCCUCGGACCCAAGGGCGGAGGCCAAUGUGAUCAGAGAUCUUUUAUCCAAACUUCUUGUCGAAGUCAAGAAUAAUGACCCCAGCAUCCCGCGACCCGCCGCCGCACCUUCAGGUGGCUCGGGGGGCAGUGGCUCAGGAUCAAUGGCCUUCGCCAGCACUGUGAACUCAAAGCCAACGAAGGCACAUCUAUUCGACGACGAAGCUUUGAAGAAUGACAUCGUACUACAGCAAUCCCUCUUAAGGGCAGAUCGUAACCUUUCCCAGAUGUACAUGGAAGGUCGAAAGACGAAACCCGAAUCCAUGUCAGAUACCACGUUCAACACGCAAUUCUGGUCUGCGAGGGUCAACCUGCUCCGCGCUCAUGCUAUUGAGAACAAUCAAAAGAAGGGCCCUUACAACGUGCUGGCCCAGGUGAAGCCUACCAUGGAGCAGAGCAAUGAUCCGAAUAAGCCUAGUGAGCUGAAGAUCAAGUUUAGUGUUGAACAGAUUCAAAUGAUCCUCAACCAGCAUCCUCUGGUCAAACGAAUCUACAAUGAGAAUGUCCCUCCCGUGAAACAGAAUGAUUUCUGGGAAAGGUUCUUCCUCAGCAAGCUGUCUAAGCAGCUAAGGGGUGAACGCGUUACAGAGCUUGAGAAGCCUGACUCACUCUUUGACCAGUACGAUGAAUACGACGAUAUCAAGGACUUCAAGAGCAAGCUCUUAUCCCAGCGCAUACCACACAUCAUUGACGUGGAAGGAAACGAACAGAACCAGGGUGGAUUGAAGAGUGGAAACCGCAAGGAUGUCGAGAUGCGACCCAGAAGUGGAAAGGAGGUACCCAUCAUUCAGACGCUGAACAGCAUCAGCGAGAAGCUUCUUGCUAGCACUACGUCGCGCGAAAAUGAUCCUACGAUUCCGGUAGAGCCGGACAACGACACCUAUCGAGAACUUGCCCUGCGCGAUCUUCGUGGGGAUGUCGAAGAAAACCGUAUCAUUCUCAACAUCAAGGAGCAGAGCAAUUUCUUUUCGAGCGACGCUAGUGCCGUCUCUGAGACAGCAGCUGUCUACGAGAAACAGAAACCGUCGAAGGUACUUAAGGAUGUGCAGGGCGAUUUAAAGGGCCUCGCCCAAUACAGUGCUGGCGGUGUUGAUCUCCAUUCGUCGCUGGGUAUUGAUGACGACAGCGAAAGCGAUGAAGGGGGAAAGAAGCCGGCUCAUGUUGGUUCGAGAGCGUCACGAAAGGAUGCGCAAAAGCAAAUACUCGAUAGUAUGGCGCAGAGACGAGCUCAACUUUUCGGCCACGACUCGGACGAGACAUCACCCAUGGGAUUGCCCCCGGACGUGACCCAAAUUUGCAACUUGACUCAAGCCACCACUGUAGAAUUCGUCAAGCAAUUUUGGUCAGCGUUCCUCUCGGGCGACCCCGAUCGAGCCGUCGAACUUGGAUAUCUGGCCGAGGCUCUUAAGCGAUCUAAGGACAGAAUUAAUGCCGUCGCCGAGGAAGCUGAUAAAGUGCGUGAGCAACAGAUCAAGAAAAGAAAGGAGGAAAUAUACCAGAUCUACGAACGUACCGGUAGAAAGAUCAAGUUCAACUCCAAGAAUAUUCGUGGUGGUAGAGAGGCUGUAUUGACGCUCUUCGAACCUACGAUUGAGUCCCUAGACAAAGGCAUCGCAGAGUAUCAGAAGGCGCUUGCAGCGGAAGGUAUCCAGGCUAGCACGGAGUAAUGACUACAUGGGCAUACGGCGUUCUGGUUAGGAGGCCAGGAAAAUGCAUUGCAUAGGAACCCCUCAUAAUGGGAAGACUAAUGAUACUAUGAUACCAGUUGUUUAGACGGCAAUAAAGAAGGGCGUGUCUUGCAUUCACCUUGACUUCCAUUUAUUAAUACCCCCCUUUUAAUAAUCUAGCGGAAGGAAUAGUAGUCGCCAUUUCGACCA